This is a messenger RNA of Acanthaster planci (crown-of-thorns starfish), 9816 nucleotides long. It is a transcript of the gene smg7, whose product is annotated as SMG7 nonsense mediated mRNA decay factor. Gene Ontology annotation, molecular function: protein binding; telomerase RNA binding; telomeric repeat DNA binding. NCBI's taxonomy places the organism in Eukaryota, Metazoa, Echinodermata, Asteroidea, Valvatida, Acanthasteridae. The record is from RefSeq and is a predicted model, not a curated record. Gene Ontology annotation, cellular component: telomerase holoenzyme complex. Gene Ontology annotation, biological process: nuclear-transcribed mRNA catabolic process, nonsense-mediated decay.
CGGGAGCCGGGAGUUCACAGAAACAUGGCGGACGAUGAGACGUCGAUGUAGCGGCGAAACUACAGAAUUUACGACCUGAAAUGUGAUGUUUUGUGAGCAGCUACUACGGAAGGCAAAUGAGCGCAAGGCUGAGAUUAUCGAAGGCCGCGGUGACCCUUGGGUCACUCGGCAGCAGCUGAGGGAGCUGUACCAACAGCUCUUGGUGACAGACCUGGAGUUUGCCCUGGACAAGAAAGUGGAGCAGGACCUGUGGAACCAUGCCUUCAAGAACCAGAUAUCAGCCCUGCAGCGCAAAGCCAAAGACAAAACGAAUCCCAAACGCAGUGAAGUUCAAGCCAUGUUGACCCUUUUCCUUGACAGUGGUAGCGGUUUCUACUUGCAGCUGCUCCAGGAGUUGUGCAGUUCCUUCCAGUUGGACAUUCCCUGUUGCGUCAGGGCGCCCCGCCUGGGUAUGGCCUCGGAGCCUACCACAGCCACCAGCACUGGCCAGCACAAGGCGGCCAUUCCCGCCACUGCGUCUGUUCUGUACAUCUGCCAGCACUGUCUUGUCCAUCUGGGAGACUUAGCUCGCUACCGCAACGAGACCAACCAAUCCGAGAGCUACUACCUUCAGGCUGCCCACCUCGUCCCCUCCAAUGGCCAGCCCUACAACCAGCUGGCCAUCGUGGCAGCCUCCAAGGCCGACCAGCUAGCCAUGACCUUCUACUACAUCAGGAGCAUCGCUGUCAAGCAUCCCUUCCCAGCUGCGGCCACCAACCUGCAGACCACCUUCUCCAAGCUGGUGGACAGGGAUGAGGUGAAGCUAUUCAAGAUGAAAGAGAUUGAGUUAAUCCAUUUCUUCAUCAAGUUCCACGCCAUCGUCUACCUAGCUGCGGGGGACCAAGACCUACAAAUUGCCACGGCCAUCAAGGAGAAGCUGGAGGAGAACUUUCGCAGCCACCUGUCCCAGGAGACCCUGAGUGCCCAGCAGCUGGUCCAGAUUGCUGCCAUCAACCUCUUUGCCUUGCACUGCAUCUGCCUGCGCCAGCAGGAAGCCCCCGAGGGCACCGUCACCAUCCCCACUGCGCCCACUCAGCCCAUGCAGCCCACACCCCAGGCUGAGACGGCCAGGGGGGCUCAGGGGGAGAGCCAGGCGGCCGUCCAGGACGGGUGCUAUGCCGCCGACGAGAGCAGGACGUGGAGUCUAGUGUUUGGCCUGACGAUCACCCUCUUGCAACUGAUGCUACACUAUACGCCUGGUAAGAUGGAUGGCAAGCCGCUGCAGUGGUGCGGACUACCAGCAGUCAAGGUCCUUCUGGAUUGGUUGGUCCAUCAGCCUAGCCUUUUCCAAGACCCCUUUAUGUCGGCCAAAUCUGUGCUGUGGGGCAAGCUUGCCAGGGUCCUUAACAGCAUCCACGUCGAUUCCAGCAGCAGCAGCAGUUCCCCCAAGCACAGCAGGGUCCCCCUGCCGGAGGACAUCAGCCUGGAUGGAUUCCUGCCACUGCAAGAUGCCCAAGGAUCCAUAGAGUUUGCAGCCAACCAGCAGUCACUCCCCCAGGAGACCCAGUGGACGGAGAGGGCCAACAGGCUGCUGGCCCACGGCAGACUGGUAGCAGAGACGUACCCAGAUCACCUCAAGACAGAGCCAUCAAGCGAGGACGCCGCCAAGUUCACCUUCACCAGCCAGUGCGGCGAAGAGCAGGCGCGCCGGCCACACCACCCCAAACAGAAACAGUCCAAGACGUCACAGCAGCAACAGCAACAGCAGCAACAACAACAACAACAGCAGCGCCAGCAGAGCAAGCACCAGCAGGCCCCAUCCGGGCAAGGGUCCGGCCCCCACCGGGGUGGGGCCAAGAAGGCUAGGGAGGGGCCCAAGAAGAGAGACAGCAGCACGGAGCCGGCCAUUGGCGAGAGGGGGGCGAUCAAGGGUAGCGGUGGAGGCCGAAAGGGCAGUGACGGGAGUGUGGAGAACAAGACGCACAGUGUUGCCAUUCAGGCCAUUCUGCCAAGACCAAGUCAGUCCAAAGCCUUAGAAACAGCCAGCAAGUCAACGGAACCCAUCCCAAUUCCAGGCACUGCACACAACCGGCAAGGUGACGGCAGGGUCCUCCAAGAGCAAAACCCUAUCCACUCCCCAGGCCAAGGCAGACAACAGCACCCUUACCACUCCCCAACACACUCCCCGAGCAGCGGGUUUAGGCACCCAGUGGGGCAGCCCAUGAGGCAUCACCCUCCCCCACCUUGGCCCAACCAUCCCCACGGUCCCCCGCCGUAUCCGCCACAGCAUGUUCCCCCACACCCAGGUGGAUUGUCCCAUCCCCCACCUCCUACAGGUCACCAUGUCCCACCAUAUCCCCCUGUGCCCCCAGGGUCCCACCCACAGGGCCCCAGACCCCCACACCCUGGGGCGCAACCUCCUCACCGGCAGCACGGUCCACCACGCUCACAGGGACCUCCCUCUCACCCCCAUGGACCCCCACAUAACAUGCAAGGUCCUCUACCAAGCCACCCACCCGGACCCCCUCCUAGCAUGCAAAGUCCAUCUUCUUCUGGUCCACCGUCACACAGCCUGCCACCCCAUAUGCCACCCUCUCAAGGCCCCCGAUCCAAUUUCCCUGGAGCCCCCAUGCAUCAAAGGCAAACCUAUCCCCAAGGGGAAAAAGCAAAUCCAACCUGGCAACAGCAGCAGCCCCAAGAUCAGGAUGGAGUAACUGGUUACGAGUUUGGCCAAAAGCCACCCCCACCUCAGCCGCAGCAUGCAUCCCAGCCACACCCUCCUGCCAACCAUGGCCUGUGGCCGAAAAGCCCAGCUGUUAGCAGCGUCGGUGAUGGUUCCACAUCCCAAAGCUGGGGAGGAAGCACCAGCAAGAUUCCCAACCAAAGUAGAGGACCAGUUGGAAGACUGAACCCCAUGCAGCAACAUCAUCAACAGCAGCAUCAACAGCAACCUCAACAGCCGUUUAUGCAGCAUUCUGAUCCGGCUCUAUCACGGCAGAGACAGCAGGCCCAGCAGCAGCAGGACCUGCAAGUGUCCCAAGCCCAGCACUUCCUGCAGAAUUCCUUCCCCGCCCCCUCGACCCAGCCGCCCCAGCCCCACCAGGAUCUGUCCCUGGAGUCGCUUCAGAUGGCCCAGCAGCUCAUCAACCAGAACACGCUCAACCAGAACAUCCUAGAGCUCCUCUCCACGCUGCAGAAACAGAUGCAGCAGUCCUCUGAUCCCAGCGACGGCAACCUUGGCCUCAAGCCCUCCUCUCGUGAGCCGCAGAUGGGAUCCGGCCUGACGGGCAACUCCCUAGAUUCCCAGAGCAUGUCCUUACUCUCCCAGCUCAACCAGCAAAGCCCCAGCGCUGGUGACACCCCAAGCCAGAGGUUUCUUGGAUCCAGUCUAAACAAGGAUCAGUUUGCGGCCCUGAAACAACCCAGCCCUGUCCAGAAACCCUACCCGAGUGCUUUUUCCUCCCCAAGGAGCUACGACUCGGACCUCUCCAAGAGCUCGUCUGAUUUCCCCUUCUCAGGAGAGGACAGCACCUCUUACCGGAGCCCUCAGCAUCUCCCCUAUCCCCAGCACGCUGCGGAGCACAAGUCCUCGGGUUACCCAUCCAAAUUCGAAGAUCUUCAGUUCAAGGAUCAGUCUGGCUUGUUCCGGAGCAGUCCCAGCAACCACCUGCAGCCGCAGCAGCAGCGACUCCAGCCCGACUGGAGUAUCGAGGAUGGAUCAAACGGGCGCGGGACACCCUCCUCACCCCCUACUCUCUUCCCAACCAACGAGGAGGUCAGCAAGAUGCAGAAGAUGCCGGGGUUCUCAACCUGGCCAGACAAGUUCUCCAUGGAUGAAUACCAACCACACAGAACCAGAGAUGUGCCCACACUCCUGAGCACUGCAAGCUCCAGCGGCAGUCUUGGACUGUCCCCGACCCCGUCCUCCCAGCCAUCCCGUCAAACCACCUCUUCGUUUCUUGGACAGGACUCUUUUGGCUCCACCCAGUCCGCCAGUGGGCGAUUUGACACCGGAGGGAACAGUCUGUUCCCGGACUCUUCAGAGAGAAAGAGCAGCCUUGAAGACAGCACUCUGGGCACGUCAUCAGGCUAUUCUUUAUUCAGCUACUCCUCUCCGUGGUCCGGUGGCAAGCAAGAAGGUCACAACCUGAACCCUUCCCCCUUCUCCAGCUCGCCCAGCUCCCCCCGUUCCCAGUCCCCUGCUACCCAGACCAAGAGCCAGCUGGGCGGCGGUCUGGGCGGGGGCCUGGGAUGGGGCUCAGAGAGGGGGGUGGCAGGUGGGGCAGGGACCUGGAGCAGCCGACCAGCCCGGAGCCACCAGCUCUCAAGCUCCCCAACCAGCGGCCUGCUGCCGGACUCCAUACAGUCCAUCUGGUCCAGCCCCCUGGGAAGCUCCACCCACAAGCCUUCCCCUCUGGAGGAGUUGCUGAAACGCCAGCAAAUGACGGACCAGAGGUGAAGGAAGCUACCGAAGAAACCAAAUGGAGCAAACAACGUAAAAAAGAAACCAUGACAACAGAGAGUGAGAGGCGCAUGUCUCAUCUGUCGCACUGUCUGUCAAGGGGGUGUAUGUGUGUGUGUGUGUCACCCUGUCUGUCACCCUGCUCGUGACUGGAUAUCUCACUUGAAUCUUCAAACCAGGUUUGUAUCAUCGCCUGGUUUGGGGGAAGUGCCAAAAAAAACAAGAACAGUAAAAUCAAUGCAUAUGAUUUGUUGUGGUUGAAACAAAGAGCUUGAUUCAGAAUAAGUAGAUAGAAGGAAUUCUCUGUAUCACCGGAUAUGUCGCGGUAUGUGUAGUACGUUAUGCCACUGCACGGGCAGCAGCUGAUUGCAUGCACACUGUGUGUCAGCCUGUUCUGUCACCGGACUUGCCAACCAGUUUGUCACUAUGUGCGUCGUCUGGUGUGUCACUGGACAUGACUGGAUGAGUGGUACAUUCGGUUGGACCUCACUGUCCAGGCUUCGCUUACCAAAACGAGAUGCUGAAUUCAACAAGUUUGGAGUAAUGCAUCACCAUACUUUAUACCAGUUUCAACCGGUUCUAUGACAGUAAAAAUAAUUAUAAAUUACCUGAUAUUAACCACGUUUAGAGGUUUAUGAAUUGAUAUCACUUUUUUUGUGUUAUUUAUGAAGCCACAGGGCUGUUUGAUUGUUACUUGGAUUCUGUCCACAGUUGACAGUGGUUAUUGACCAAUUCUGAGCGAAUGAAUUCGUCAUUCAUCGGGGUCACAACCCGAUGAAUGUUCCAGUUCAGUUGCCUUUUUUUCGCUUGCGAUGUUGAGGGUUAACAGUUUGAGUAACGGUAUCGGUAAACCUUGCACAUAAGCCUAAAGUGGAAGAGGGUUUUAAUAAGAUGCUGAUAAUGGUUUAUACAGACUUGUUUUUGCUCUUAUUGGCUCCGAACGAAACCUACCUUGAUUAUCACUAGAUAUGUCAUAGGUGUAUGAAACCAGUGUAUAGUAGAAUUAACACACUCGCAAAUAAACAUAUUUGUGCCUCAUUUUCAAGAGCAAAAGCUCCUGAAAUUUCUCAUUUAUUUUUAAAGCGAUUAUUUAGGCUUAAUGAUAGGAUCAAUUAGGGGGUAGACUCAAGUUUGACACGACGUUUCCAACUGUCACUGCGUAAAUCUGAGAAACACUAAUAUCCUGUAUUUGUAUUAGACAAAAUAGACGACGGAAUCACAGUUGUCAGUAGCCACUUGCACUCAGCAAGGAUGGUGUCGUUUGAUGCGAGGGCAGAUCAGUGGCUCAGUCUGUGUUUGGUCAGACUGGACCAGAAUCUCAGAACUCUUGGCUGUAGGAAAGCAUCAUUAGAGACAUCAGCGGGGUACCAGUGAGAAUGCACCAGCACUGGUUGGAACUGGUUCAGCCCAGUUUCAUCUUGAUUGGAUUUCACUAAACAGAGUCAGACAUUUUUGGUUUCAAUAGUGUUAGCGAGUAUAGGACACUGUAGAUUUUUUUUUUUUAAAGUUUUUAAAGCAGGUCAGUCCCUUUUCUGUUAAUGUGAAUUCUCUCAUAACCUCAGUUUGCCCUCAUAGUCACACAAAAAUCCUUUUCAUCGACUUUUUUCCUUCAUUUGAUGAAGCAGUAGCAGAGUGGCUUUUUCUGCCAACUGCUUGUAUACAUUGGCAGUCGAUGUUAUUCUUAACCUCCCUAUGUUCUUGUGCAUUUUAUUGCUCAUGUUCAGUGAUGGGUCCCAGUCAAAAGUUCAAGGGGAUUUUUUAUAGGCUAUCAACCAACGGUUCAUGUCUGCUGGCUGGAUCGAGACAGAGGUAGCUGUUACCAAAUGUAUCUGGUCGUGCCCAGCUUUAUUGACGCUGUGUACUUCCCACAUUGAUUGGAGUCCACUCUCUGGUAGUACUUUCCACUUCCUGUGUUGCAUUGGCUGAAUGCCCAGGUUCAGGGGCUGUCAUUUGACCUAUGUGUCCACGUGGAGAUGGGAUGGGAAUGGGGAAGUGAGCUGCUCAAGCCCCCACGAGCUGACCCGGCCAGCCCCCUUCCACAAUCCCACCACACCCUUAAGUAGCCUGCACACCAGGAAGCUCGUUCUCAGUCCAACUUUGCUUUUGUGGCAAAUUUGCCAAGGCGUUGACAAGAAUUUUCAAUGAAAUGUACAGCAGGACCUCGAGUCCACCCUCGCAGUGUGGAAAGGUUCUCUCUGCCAGAUGUAGUUUAUUGGAGCAAUGUUACAAGUUCAGCAUGUUUAACUGAAUCAGCUGAAGGUGGUGCCGUUUUGUCCGGAAACGAAUUGUAGCAGUCCAUCCUUGCAACCUGCUCGCAUUAUUUAUCAGAGCACAGGGGACCAGUUGCAUGGAGCUGCUCCGCACGGGAACUACAUGUACUUUACUUUGUGAGAACAGGUUACCGGCUAAGUUACCAUGCAGUGUAUAUUGCUUGUGAUCGGCUCUUUACUGAUACUUGCUUUGUGCAUAAACCUGCUUAGCAGUAUUUCCUGUAUGGCAGCUACAUGGAAUUUGCCCCUUGUUGUUUUUUCACUUUUAAGCGGAGGGAAAUUAAUGGAUUUUUCGUACCCUGUCCAUCUAGGAUCAGAUUUUUGUCAAAAUGUUGUUAAGGUAAUACAGGUAUUUGGAACUGGUUAGAAAAAGUUAAUGUGCACAUAGCUUUAUGGGGACAAAGUAAGUGGCUGGGUGGUUCCCAACAAAAAAGCUGAAGGCAUGAUAUUUAGACAAGGGGCACAGUGAAUUUGGGUCGAUGUUAAGAAAGCUGCUUCAGUGGUAAGCGUUAGUCUUGCGUACAUGUACACAUGCUGUAUCCAUCAGAAGAGAAUAUUUGGGGGAAAAAAGCAAUCUGAAGCAAUUUGAAGAGUUUUGUUUUCAUGUCAGCAAUGGUUGUAUGAUGGACACUUCAUUGACUUUUUCUUUCUUAUCUGUGUACAAAUGUCGGAGAGUUUUUGUUCCAGUGAUAUUACUGUGUUUGGGGGAUUUCUUUCUCAGAGGUCUUUUGGGGAAGGGGGAGUGGGGCUGGUCUUGAGUAAAGAGAAAUAAAUUUGAAAGUAAAAUAUGGCAUCCGAUUGGGAGAGACUGAAGACUUGCGCCUGCUUCCUGGUGUCGUUUCUGUUGGUUUCUGAAUUUAAAGUGAGGUUGUUUGCAACUUGAAUCAGCACUUACUCAGAAGAAAUUUUUAUCUAUGAACAAAGUGGAUCAAGUUCUUCCAUGCCCUAAUUAUGUUUUUGGGGGGGUGUCUGUGGAUGGGGGUCAUCAUUCUCUAAUCACUCUCCCGUUAGAGGUCUGAUUGUACUUGAGCAGGUUUGCAGAUCCACCAUUCCAAACGAAUGAGAGUAAACAACCCGCAUGUUCUGGUCGGUUUUCUUUUAUGAAGAUGAGGGAAAGGUCUAGUAAACCCGACCUACUUCUGCCCUGAACUCAGCAUCCAACAAAAUAGCACAGUGGAUAGCAGCUACACUAAAACCACUUUUUUUUUUUUAUUAUCACUGACUGGUUGGAGGGCUGGUCUGCAUGAGGGAACAUGUCUAAGCACAGAUGCACAGGACCUACACUGUUUUAUAUUAGUUUAACCGCCCAAAAGAGUGAUCUGUUGUUCUGCAUAUAUCUGGUCUGCCAAAUUGUCCAAAGGUGUGUGCAGACCAGGGUGACAACAUUAGGCUUCCCAGUCUCUUUGCUGUGAUGAGCUGGAAAUCACGCCGGGGACUAGGCGAAACGGGAUCCUGUUGUGAAAUGGGUUUUGAACUGGAAUGAGGCCCAAUGGCACGCAGAAUUUGACGUAGAGAAUGGGAGACUUUGAGAGACUUGGUGGCGACAAACAUGCCAGUCCUUUUUAUCAGUUCUGAGCGUGAGCGUGUUGUUUUGAGCAUGCGUGCAUAGUUCUGAGCACGAGCAAUAUCUAGAAAAAGGACCAGCAUGUCUACUGCCACCAGCGUCUCAGUCUCCCAUUGGCUGGCAGCAGUGUUAUUGUGGUGAAUUUAUGAGCAGAAAUAGUGCCGAGCAGUCAGAAUACAAUAUGCCGUUUGAUCAUGACAUUUUUGGCAUUUAAUGUGCUUACCCAAAAAGAGGCCAAUAAGAAUUUGACGUAUACCAACAUGAAUGCAGAGUUGCAAAUGAAAUCUCUCCAGCCAAACCAGCACGUCGAUUUGAAUUGACUCUGCAUCAGUGGUGGUAAUUUUCUGCUAUGUUUUUUCCCAUUACACCGAUGUUUGUAUUCACAGUGUACUCUCAGUGUGGUCUGGGAGUUGCAAAAGAAGCGCAAGCUUAAUUGCGUGGGAUUUAAACCCACGUUUUCCUACUUACUAGUACAGAUAUCUUGUAGACGAGUUUGCCAAUCGUCGAGUGAAGACCACUGAGCAUAAAGUGUAAAUAUAUUUGUGAUGUAAAGGCAAAACCUAUUGGAAACUUACAAUCCCCAACAAAAAGCCAAUUCAAAUCAGUGUGUUGGCUUGUCUCUAUUUUAUUUUAUCUAAUUUCAACUCUGUUUUGUAAAUCUAGAAUUUAAAAAAAGGUUGCCUUGUGAGGGAAGGUAGCUUAAUAAAAUUCUUAAAAAUGUUACCCUGAAGUAUUCGUAACCAGAUGGUCAUGAAAGUCAUGGGGCUUUUAUUUCUCUGCCAAAAAAUCUUAGGAAACAGGAACUGCAGAUCUACCUGUGAAAGAUGCCCCUGUGGUGUCAUCGCGCAGUUCAGAGUUUGCCUGAAAUCUGCCAUUCGGGGUUUGAGAAAACAUUGAACUUUUCCAACUAGCCCAAGCAGAUGGCACUGAAAAAAUGAGCUGUUGAUUGUCCCAAUUUUCAUUUCUGCACAGACUCACCGGCACAGAGAAUCCGUUUUUAUGGCCAGUUGAUUAGUAUCAGAUCAUUUUUCUUACCAUGCUGUCGUCAGUCCACUUUGGCAGAAAUUGGGCCCUGUUUAACAGCUGUAUUGCAGCUCUGUUGUUUGGAUUUAAUGACACAGCUAACCCCGGAGACGUGAAAUCAUAGCAGGCCAUUAUCAUUCAGACUAAAAACCAAAACCGAUGGGGAAAUACACACUUGCAGAAGAAGUAUUUAUGCGGGCAUAUUUUGCGUGGGUUUCAAAAGUUGUUUUGUCACAAUAGUAAUGUGCAUUUUGUCAUUUUGUUAACUGAACUGUUCAAGUUGUACCUUGGGUUGCCUUGGAAAUUUUUAUGUUUCUUGUGAAAAGCCACAUUUUACCCCAGUUGUGUGGGUGUUGUGCAGGGGUAGACGGAAGAGCAUAAUGACUAAGCGUUUAUGAAGUCAACAGAUGGCAGGAUUAUCGUCUCCAUGGAUCAUGUGUUUGCAUUUUUAAUUAAAAAAUAAAAAUGCAGUCUGGGCCGUGAAAAUAUUAAAGACAUGAACAGUUUUUUUAAUGUCA